AUGGAGGACAUCUCAACUUCUAGAACAACAAUAUCAAUAAAAGAUCCAAGUUCUAGAAGUAUAAACAUUUCUGCACAAAAUUUAUUGCAAGGAAAUAUAUUACCAUCAAUUGAAACCAUUCAUACAUCUGGAAUACAACUAAAAAGUAUGCAAAGUACACUUGAUUCAACACCCCAAAAUAUGAUAACUCAAAGUAUUACAAAUAUUGGUAAUGCAGCUUCUUCUGGAAGAACAGAUAUGUUAAUACAAGCAAAUACAUUGAAUUCAACAAUUCCUAAUGAUAUAAAUCCUCAAAUUACUAAUCAAGUAUAUGGAGAAGCUAAUUCAAUUUCUCAUUAUAAUCUUAAUUUAACUCAACUUCAACCAGAUCAAUGUUUUUUACCACUAAUGCGACCAAAUCCUACAGGACAUUCUACAAUACCAAAUGCUUUAAGUUCAUAUAAUACAUUUGGUGCUUUCACUAAUUCAAAUGGAUAUCAAACUGAUUUUAGAGCACAACCUCCUCAACAAAUUAUACAAAAUCCAAUACAAAAUUCAUUUAAUCAUAUUCAAAUACCUUCAUAUGCUUAUAAUGAUCCAAAUUUGACUGCUACAUCAUAUCAAUAUCCAAAUAAUCAUUCAAUGUACGAAAUAGAACAACAUCAACCAAGCUAUAUGCUUAAUCAAUUAGGCAGUACAUAUUAUCAUGAUGCACAAACAGGUUUCAUUAAUCAACAUGCAGUUAUUCCUUCACAAAUUGUAAACAAAGAAUGCCUUAAAUGUGGUACAACUAUUGAUUACACAACAUCUGAAGAUUGUAAACUAUGUUUAGAAUGUUUUUCAAAUGAUUCAAAUUCAAGUAAAAUUUUAAAUAUGAAUAAUAUGCAACAACAACAACAAUCAGGAACACAAGUUUCAAUAUCUGAUUCUACUGAAGGAAGUACCAAAAAAACAUUUCAAAAAAAAACUAUUACUAAUAAUCAAAAAAGACAAGAUAUGAAAUGUAAUAAUUGUGGUGGAAGUAAUACAACAUUAUGGAGAAGAAAUGCUGAAGGACAUCCUGUUUGUAACGCAUGUGGAUUAUACUAUAAACUUCAUGGUAUUCAACGUCCAUUAUCAAUGAAAAAAGAUGGUGAUACACAAAAAAGAAAAAGAAAACCUAAAAGUAAUAAUCCCGAUAAUGUUAGAAAGGGACGUCAAGAGAUUGGACAGAUACAAGGAUUACAUCAAAGUGGUAAUCAUCAACCAAGUCAUGUUAUUUAUACUAAUCAACAAUCAUUUAAUCCAUCAACACAAAAUACUGUUUCAUAUCAAAUUUCUACAAAUGGUUUAGAUAAUUCUUAUGAAAAUACUAAUUUUAAUAUUGAUCAUUUUUCUCGAAUAUCAAUACAAAAUCAGAUGGAAGGACCAUAUAUGGGAAUAGAAAAUCAAAAUCUUCAACAAAAUGAUGUGACAAUAACAAAACAAGAUUAUAUUACUGGAUUUGGAAUAAAUACAAGUAAUGUUAUUCAAGCACCAAUGGUACAACAUAAGGAUGAAAUUAAUAAUGAAAAUAAAGGAGAACAAAUUUUGGUAAAAGAUGAUCAUUUAAUAACAACUAAUGAUGCUAGUGAAAAUGAAUGUAUUGCUAGUGAAUUUUUAAGACCACGUGUACCAUCUACUGUACCAGAGAAUGUAGAACAAAUGAAUGUAGAAAAUAUAUCUGAGUCUUAUCAUAAUACUGAUAACGAAGAAAAUACUUUACCAAAUGUUGAAAGCCCGGAUAACAAAGAAGAAAAUUUACAAAAAAAUUUGGAUAAUGAUGAUAAUUUAUCUAUUUCAAUAGAAGAAAAUAAUCAUUAA
Messenger RNA from Strongyloides ratti, 1821 nucleotides. Its product is annotated as Zinc finger, GATA-type domain and Zinc finger,NHR/GATA-type domain-containing protein. Lineage: Eukaryota; Metazoa; Nematoda; Chromadorea; Rhabditida; Strongyloididae. The record is from RefSeq and is a predicted model, not a curated record. Gene Ontology annotation, biological process: positive regulation of transcription by RNA polymerase II; negative regulation of transcription by RNA polymerase II; cell fate commitment. The transcript has 2 exons. Gene Ontology annotation, molecular function: zinc ion binding; DNA-binding transcription factor activity, RNA polymerase II-specific; RNA polymerase II cis-regulatory region sequence-specific DNA binding. The coding region runs from base 1 to 1821 and encodes 606 amino acids.